Nasonia vitripennis (jewel wasp) is the source of this 5617-nucleotide messenger RNA. RefSeq lists its product as uncharacterized. The transcript is spliced from 6 exons. Bases 2682 to 5438 code for a protein of 918 amino acids. Gene Ontology annotation, molecular function: zinc ion binding; nucleic acid binding. NCBI's taxonomy places the organism in Eukaryota, Metazoa, Arthropoda, Insecta, Hymenoptera, Pteromalidae. The record is from RefSeq and is a predicted model, not a curated record.
ACGGUUGUGUUCCGUUCCUCGGCUGGACCAGAGGUCAAUUCGCCGACCCGACUGCUUUUUUAAUGAUUACCAGGGAAGAGCACCUAGAAGUUGGUACCCGAAAUUAAUUAUCAACAAUAUGACCAUAUCUAAUCGAUAGCGCAUAAAAAAUGCAUUAAGAAUUUACAAGUGAGACGGUUGCGCAAAUUUUGGUUUUGAAGAAAAAUCAAAAAUUCUUCCGGGGGCUGGGGUUUCUUAUAUUUCUAUAGUUACCAUAUUAAUAAAAUAGUUAUAACACUAUAAAAAUGCUAAUCAAUAGAUUUUUGCAUGCGCAAUCAGCACCCGUAAACGGUUAAAAUUUUAAUAUAGUAGUUUGAGGCGUCGGGGCUAGGCCAAAAAAUCCUUGGUGCGCAUGCGCGUGCAAGGAAUUCGGCAGUCGGCUGCAGCGGAGUAUAUCUUAGUGUAUAGCUGCAGACGUUAUACGAAGAUAUCGCGUCUGUAGCUGCUGAUGCUGAUGCUGCUGCUGAUGCUGAGACUUCUAGUGCGCGAAGGUUCCCCAGUUUAUUCCUAUCGACUGGAUUAUCAAUAUGAGGGAAGAGAGCCAAGAGGACGUUGAAACAGUAUGUACUCAACUCAGAAGGAUAUGUAAGAAAGCGACCAAUCAGUCAAGGCAAGAUUCUGGCAGUGGAUAAACGAUCAACCCAAUCUUUCAUAGUUCAGUGGAAAAUGGUUUGCAUAUGUCUGAUAUUGACUGUUUACUUAGGGAGCAAUAUGAUGUCGAACUAGACUUUCAUCAUAGUAUUGUAUUAGAUGGAGGAAUUAGAGAAGGAAUAACGCUAUGCGUGAUAGGAAAAAGUUAACUCGGCAGCAGCAAAAAGGCUUGAUGAAAUUUAUCCCACCCAAUAUGAAUCUUAACGAGCUUGGUCACACAGUGGCCUAUGGCUUGAUGCGCAAUAAUACUUCAUGGUUGCAUUUAAAUUUAACUAGUAUAUUCUGGUGGAUCAAAGGUGAUGCUCACAACGCUCUAGAAUGUGCCCGAAGAGAUGGCAUUCAAGAUGAAAGUUUAAACUCCAUUUUAACAAGUCGUGGACAAUCCUGUAUGCAAAGAAGUGGUAAUGAGUCAAUACUUUCCUGUGAUAUUAUGUCUGAGAGACAGAUGUUGGCGCAGAAAUUCCAAAUUGAUUUCGGUGUUAGUUUGCAAGUUUUGAAAACCGUUGAAAACCAGGCUAAAGAAAUCACAAGGGUUUGCAGAAAAUUUAGAUCAUUUUAGUAAAACUCCAGAUUAUACAAAAUUUUCCACUGUUUUUAUGGAACCAACUGGUAGACCAAAAUACCAUAAUUUAGAAAUAAAGGUCAUCAUCAGAACCUUUUGAAAAACCAGAUUGGCCAUCUGAGUCUUAUUGUGAAAGUUUAAUGCCUUUUUUUCUUGACGUAAAGCAGUAUGUGCCAGUGUACUUGCCACCUGAAAAUAAUAGCUAUGUCCAUAAUAGAUAUUUUUCACUCAACGACCAGUCUAUCGAGUCCCAGAAAAGUCUGACUGCUCUGCAUACUCAUCGUGUAACUUCAUCAGCAGCAACCUUGGUGAGCAUCGCUUAGAGGGUGUCAACAGCAUGGAAAUUGAUCACUGAUUACCGAUCCAAGGAUAUCUUCAAGUAAAACUUGUUAUGCGACGUUGCAAACGGACGUCCACCAGGGAGAGAGCGAGUAAGAAAGUAUUAGAGAGAGAGAGAGAGAGAGAGAGAGAGAGAGAGAGAGAGAGAGAGAGAGAGAGAGAGAAAGGGAGAGAGAGAGAGAGCGAGUAAGAAAGUAUUAGAGAGAGAGAGAGAGAGAUCCAAGAGUGAGGCGAGUGUGGUGCGGGCACACUAGAGAGAGAGAACUCGAGAGACCAGGGUGUUGGUGUGCAGUGCGGGCGCACACCAAGACGUCUUCUGCGUGAGGCGUCUGGCCAGCGCACGCGAGAGAGAGAGAGAGAGAGAGAGAGAGCAGUGCGAGGAGACGCGUGUGCGUGAGAUAGAGACAGCGCGAGAGAAAACCCUAUAGCUGCGCGGCUGCAGCAGGUCGGGCUUGCCACAAGCGGGAGGCAUAGCCCGCGCGCGCGAGAGAGAGAGAGAGAGAGAGAGAUAGAGAGAGAUCACACUGGCCGCGCGGCGACCGGCGAGAGCCGAGUCGAGCGCGUAUUUGUGCGAGCGAGGCCGCGAGCGCGUACCACGUGACACUACAGGCUACAGCUUGGGGGCUAACGUGCAGACGCGAGAGAGAGAGAGAGAGAGAGAGAGAGAGAGAGAGAGAGAGAGAGACAGCCGUCAGCGGACUGGACCUGGGCCUGUGGCCCGCCGUCUGCUGCACGAGCGUGGCUCGUGUUUGAGCGUCCCAGCGUAAGCCCUGCGUGGCUAAACUGUGCGCGGGAGGCACUACAGCCACCGUGUUGUAGGGAAGGGCUGGGCGAAAUACAUGUGCAAUAAAACUUAACCAUUGUGUGUGAUCAUUUUCCCCUCUCCCUAGCGUUCUCUCAAACGUGAUGAUCGCGGUCAAAUCCUACGUUUAGAAAAAUCCUACUGCAUGCGAGGCUCGAGGUGUUGCGCACCUGUGUUGGGAGGCACAGCGUCGCAAUUGGCAUCCCUUGUGGGGAAUUCGUGAUCGCCGAGGUGGAGAGGAGGAGAAAUUGGGAGUGUAGAGAGCGUGCGUGAGAGUGAGAAAGCACGAUGAAUCGAGCGGCAAGUAACGAAACACAUGCAGCCGUAAUGCAACGGCUGAUGCAUAGCUCGCGCGAAUUUCGCGCGAUGAAAUUUAAAAUCGGCCGUUUGUCAGAGUACGAACUCGAUGAAGAGCUCGAGGCCAGAGGUUUUGGCUUGCGUGGCUCUGCUGAGGUUCGUCGCGAUCGAUUAUUACGCGCGUAUAUUUCGGAAGCCAACCCGACUUUGGACGGAGUGCCGUGGUAUGAGUGGGAUAUCGAAGGCGCGAGAGUUGCGAUAUCCAACGAGGAAAUAGAGCGGCGUAUUUUGGGAGAAAUUCCACCAAAGGAGGGAAAGAAGAGAAGGGUAAACAAUGACAACCCGGUAAGGUUGAUCAAUCCACGUUCUAGCGAAAGCGAGAACGGAGGAGACGAUCACCGAAGUGGUGUCAAUUUAAACGUGCCACCGAGUACGGCAGUGGCGACUACGACGUCGUCGAGUGUAGUCACCUCACGGGCUGGAGCGGCCCUGGUGACUGCUACGGCGGCGCUAUCAGGACGACCGAUUACCUCAGCAGUAAUUGGAAACUUGAUAUCGCCUCCUACUCCAGCACCGCGUGGCUACCGGUUUGAGAACCGCAUGCCAGUGAGACAUCCGGGAGCGUGGGAGUAUUUCUCUGCUCGAAUAGUACGAGGUAUAGGCGAAUCACCUAUUGCCCGACCGGGACUCAGAGAAAUUCCGAGCAGAGUUCCUGUCGCUGAAAGCCGACCUCCGCUAGGAAGAGAGCGGUGGUAUACACCAUCGACCACUCUAGCGGGAGGAAAUGUUUCUGCGACAGCCAACUGUAACGAGCAGAGAAAUGAGGAAAGUUCGCCAGUAAGCUCAAGAGCGGGAAGAAGUUCGGCUGAAAGCGAUAGAGAGAGUGAGAAUCGGUAUCGGGAAACGAACGAACGCUUGAAUGAACGCGUGACUCGUAUAGGGGAACUCCGCGCGAACGGAAUGACCUACGAGCAAGCCAGAGAGAGGGCCCUUGAAGAGGAGCUCGAACUUGAAGGCCAUCGCGUUUUCAAUCAGGUGAUGAAUGAGUUCGAUAUCGAGGUAGAGGAAGAAGAAGUGCAACGACGGCAUCAACGCAAUCUCCAACAAGUGUGUGAAGAAGCAUGGAACAAGGCGUGCCAAGUGAUUCGCCAGCAAAACAGUUUGCGUAGAGAGGAAGAGAUGAGAUCGGAAGGUCUCCGACGAACCUCGACGCAGGCUAUAAAACGGCCAACAUUGCAGUGUCCGAGGUGGGGGAAGGAAAGAAUAGCGGAGCCCGUUAGUCAGUCAGAGAACCAGAGAGAAGAGAGAAAAUUGUUCUUCGACAGAACGAGGCCAACCGACAGGAGUUCGGAGAGUCAGUCGGAGGUCCCUCACACGAGCGAGAGUCGCGCGAAGAGGACCAGGAGAAGCGAGCUAGGGCAGGCAGGAAGGAAAGAGGGUGCCGCGAGAGUACGAAGUCCAAGAGGAAGCUUGAGUCUAUUGAGCGGCAGCGACAGCGAAUUCGAGCAUAGCUCGAAUCAUGCGUCGACGGGAAGACUCUCGGUGAUAGGUUGUCGGAACGAGAGGAUGGACAGCGCCCGAGAUAUCACCAAAAAACUCAAGGACUGGGGUUUCCAGUUUUCCGGCGAAGGACGAAACGAGGACCCAGAAGAGUUUUUGGAGAGGUUAAGUGAUUGCCGAAGAGGUACUCGAGUUUCGGAUAUCGAUUGGAUAAACGUGUUGCCUUGUAUUUUCCAGGGCGAGGCGGGCCGUUGGUUCCGAGCCAAAAGAGAGAAAAUUCAGACGUGGACGGAGUUUUGUCGAGAAUUCAGGCACCGCUACGUUACUGAAUAUAACAGGGAAGAUUUAAUGGAGGAUUUGAGGAGGAGGACGCAACACAAAGGUGAGAAAAUCACGACGUUUCUCGCCAAAUUUGAGUACAUUGUGUCACGCUUCCAUCGACCCCCAUCCAAAAGAGAAUUGUUGCAGAUAGCGUAUCGCAAUAUUCUACCCGAGUAUCGGAAGGCUAUCGGUGAUAAGCUCAUUGAUAGCUUGGAAGAUCUCGAGAAGUACGGUCGCCGGUGGCAGAAGCAGCGAGACUUGGACAGUCGAUAUGCUCCGCCAUUGCCAGCUGAGAAGAUACACGUUCCCGGCGCGGCAUAUACAGGAGGGGUGACUAAGCCCAAGGUCGCUGCAGUCGAGACGGUAGACAAGGAGAAAGAAAGUGAGGAGACUCAGAAGAAGGGCAAGAAGUCGAAAGCUAAGAAAGCUACGAUUUCAACGUCCGCUUCUGAGUCGGAAAAAGUCGCGAGCGCAAGUACUAACGUCGGCUCUGGUAAUAAAUCAAAGUCGACGGGAAAAGAUGCUGCAUCAAGCCAGGAUUCGACCAAUAAACCGAAGGGCGGAGGAAAUCAGCCACGCACCGGAAGGAAUCCAGCGGCGGGGGCGGGUAAAUCGCCCUUAGGACCAAUCAACGUGAGCGCGGGAGAGUUUCUCGGCGCGUGCUUCACGUGUCACCGUGUAGGCCAUCGCGCCUCACAGUGUCCCGAAGUAGUCUGCUAUAGAUGCAGAGAGAAGGGGCACACCUCGAGGAACUGCACAACUCCUCCGACGGCGCAUACAAAUUCAACUCCUGCGCACUGGAUUACGGACGCUCCUAAGACCCAUUGUCAGUGGUGCGGACGAGAAGGCGUCACUUUACUCUCGUGCCCCGACUGUCGUGUGAUAACUACAGCUCUGGGAAACUUGAAGUUGGGGGCCCAGAAAUAAAGAAACCGGCGCCCCCAGAACAAGGAAGAACGGGAGGAAAGGAGAUUAGAGGAGUUACGUUCGCUCAGCCACUCGUGAAGCUCGACGAAACCGAGAGGAAAGACGAGGAAGAAGCGCGUCGGUUUGCCGAGUUGAGAAAGGUUGAGGAGAAGGCCACGAGGUUACUGAGCGAAAACGAG